Molecule: messenger RNA, 1868 nt
Organism: Chenopodium quinoa (quinoa)
Lineage: Eukaryota; Viridiplantae; Streptophyta; Magnoliopsida; Caryophyllales; Amaranthaceae
Product: protein RETICULATA-RELATED 4, chloroplastic-like
Exons: 8
Coding region: 87-1256 (389 amino acids)
Source: RefSeq, a predicted model, not a curated record
GAGCUAAAAUUUUAGACCUAAAAAACAAACAAAACCACCUUUCGUUUUCUCUCUCCAAAAUUCAAAAACCUUGAAAAAACUCAACAAUGGCGAUCGCCGCCAUGUCGUUUUCCCUCUCCUCUUCACCUUCCAACCUCAACCUUCACCAUCGCCGGAAUCUCUCUCCUCCGCUUCUUCCUUCGCCAUUAACGCUUUCUUUCUCCUCCAAACAACUCACUCCUCUUUCCGUCUCCUCUAACCUCCUCCGUCGUUCUCCUUCUCACAUUCGCCGACUUCUCCCUCUCAGUUACUCCGGCGGUGAUUCCGGAGACGGCGGAAUCUCCGGAGGCGGCGGUGGUGGUGGUGGAGGUGGUGAUGACGAUGAUUCUGGUGAUAGUAAGAACAAGAAGGAUGCAUUUUUGGUGUUAUCGGAGAUCGGACGAUCGGUUGAUAGUUUGCCGAAGGAUUUGGCGACUGCGAUUGAAGAAGGUAGGAUUCCGGUGGAGAUUGUGAGGAAGUAUCUAGAACUCGAGAAAUCGGCGUUUUUGCGAUGGUUGCUUCAAUUCGGAGGGUUUAGAGAAAGAUUGUUGGCUGAUGAUCUGUUUUUGGCCAAAGUUGGUAUGGAAUGUGGUGUUGGUGUCUUCACUAAGACUGCUGCAGAAUAUGAGAAGAGAAAGGAGAAUUUCUUCAACGAAUUGGAAGUUGUUUUUGCAGAUGUGGUUAUGGCCGUCAUUGCGGAUUUCAUGCUCGUCUAUCUUCCUGCUCCAACUGUAGCCCUCCGGCAACCUCUUGCAUUGAAUGCUGGAGCUAUUACGAAGUUCUUCCACAGCUGUCCUGAUAAUGCUUUCCAGAUUGCUCUUGGUGGUGCUUCGUAUUCAUUUAUACAAAGGAUGGGGGCUAUUGUGCGUAAUGGGGCAAAGCUUUUUGCUGUCGGCACUACAUCCUCUUUGGUUGGUACAACCAUAACGAAUGCAGUGAUCAACGCACGUAAAGCUGUUGAUAAGUCAGCUGCUGAUGAAGUAGAGACUGUUCCUAUACUAUCCACCAGUGUGGGUUAUGGUGUGUAUAUGGCAGUUUCAAGCAACCUGAGGUAUCAAUUUUUAGCUGGUAUUGUUGAACAACGGAUACUGGAACCCAUGUUCCACAACCAGAAACUUGUGCUAAGUGCUCUUUGUUUUGCUGUACGAACUGGCAACACAUUCUUGGGUUCAUUAUUGUGGGUUGACUAUGCACGCUGGAUUGGAAUUCAGAAAGCUCAUGAUGAAAAUCAUGCUUAGGAGUAGAUUCGCUUUGUAUUUCCAUCACACAGAACGUAGAUCAACUGAUUUGUCAUACAAGAGGUUGGUGCCUAAUGUUACAAUGUUGGGUUUAAUCUGCAUACGGGAAUGGAGCUAGUUGCAUAUGUUGAUAUACCCUUUUUGUUGUCCUCUCUAUGUAGUUGUAUUUUUCCACAUUGAUGGCUUGAAAGUGAGGUUCUCUAGAAGACUAUAUAUAUUUAUAAGGUAGGUCGAAUGGCAAUUGCUGUUACAUUUUCAUUUCGGGGCCAGGAAGGGAGAUCUUUCCUUUUGCUUCGCGCUAGAUGGUUCAUUGGGACUUGACAAGAAUCACCAACAGUGUUCAAAGCUGCCUCUUGAUUCAAAAAUUAAUUCAGUUAUGCGUUUGAUUUGAGCUGUGAGCAAUUUCAACAGACUUUGAAGAUGCCUUUUAGUUUAUUAUGUCAAUUAUGCAUUAGCUGAGCAAUUUUCUCCUUUCUAUUUUCUGUUUAAGGGAGGGGAAUACCUAAAUGCAAUUGUGUUAUAUAUGAUGAUGAUAUGUUAAUAUUCAAAAUUUGCCAAUAAUGUUCAGGAUGUUUAUGAUAUUUUUGUGAUAUGGAUGUGUUUUGAGGAUCA